This is a messenger RNA of Anisakis simplex (herring worm), 576 nucleotides long. The record is from the annotation of a GenBank genome assembly. NCBI's taxonomy places the organism in Eukaryota, Metazoa, Nematoda, Chromadorea, Rhabditida, Anisakidae.
AUGCGUUUAUUAGCGUUUUGCACACUUUUAUUGGUGGUCAUUGGUAUGGCUGCGAUUGGUUUACUUCGGUUUCGAGUUUUUUUUGGUGAUCAGCCUUCAGUCGACGAACUUCUCGAUUUGGCAAUACAAGCUGAAACAUUAAAUCUUGUUCAAGCGCAGAAUCAUAUUUCUUUCGGUGGGAAUAAAUUGGAACUUUACGAAGAAGAAUCAAGGACUGUACGACGUGUGCUACAACCCGCAAUUGCUGUUCUUCUGAUCUUCUUGGCUUAUGUGUUAGUUGGUGCCGUUUUGCUGUAUCUCAUAGUGGAUCCAACAAAUUCCCUGGUAACAGAUAUCUUUGCGAAUUACUUCUACGUCUCUACGAUAAGUUCACCUCAAUGGAUCUAUUUGAACAAUCCGGAUAUCUGGCAAUUGCUAUUCUUGGUCGGUAAUGCAUUCUUCGGCAAUAUCCUCGUGUGUGCGGCGAAUGUGAAUAUUGCAAGUGUAACGUUGUACUAUCUCAACGCUAUCAUCUCAGCACGAUCUACUAAAAGACAAUUACAAAAAGAAAAUUGCAGCAGUCUAAUUCAUUCCUAA